UUAUUUAUAUAGCUCUGUAGCUUGCAGUAUUUUGAAGGAGAUAAGCAAGGGAAAAUGAUGCUUUGGUUAAUAUUUCUCACGUGAAAGGAAACAUGACCAUGCUAACUGAAAAAUGGAUACAUGAAUAUUGGUCAAAUGUACCUACAUCUUCUGAAGCUGUGUUGGGCCUACUUGAUCAUUUAAAAAAAAGUCACAUAGACGAUGUCCAUAAAUUAGACAACAAUACUGAACAGUUGUAGCCCGUUGGUAGUGGUAGGCUUCUGGCUGUGAUCUCUGACCACUGUAACAGUGAAUAGUGGCAAUUUACCCGCGGUGUAUAGGCUUGUUUACUAGGCUAACUAGUGCAUUGGGGUGGGCUAUGUGCAGCAUGGGCAUACAGGAAACCACUCUAGCCGCUUAACUCACCUUGGCCACGAGCUCUAUAGUUUACAGCUAUUGCAUCACCUACAAAGCAUCAACUGAAUGUUGAAUGUCAGUUUGAGAGAUCAUCCCGGGCUUUGCCCCGUCUGCUGUAGCUGAGAUGUCCCUGGAGGACAUAGAACAACAAGACUAUGAUGUUUCUGACACUGAGAGAGUCAGAGCCUUGUCCCAGUCUCUAGACCUGCCUGUCUGUGUGGUGGAUGACCACCUGACCUCUGAAGCUGUCAAUGAGAUGGAGCAGAGCAAUUCUACCAGGAGCAGAGCAACCUCAGUGAUGGAAACCACAGAAGAGGGGAAGCUCAACAAUGUGGAACAUCUGACACUGAUGGACUUCCUUCAAAACCUAACUGAGAAGCAAUGGAGGGGGAUUCGUGAGGGCAUGUUUGACCCGCUGACAAAACAACAGCUUGCCGGCUUGUGUCUGAGGAUUGUCCAGUUUUUAUCGGACAAGCUGAUGCAGAUCAUCAUCCCAGGUCUUUACGAACUACUGGGCAUCCAAGAUGCUGCCUCCUCUCCAUUGUCACAGAGAUCUCUCACAGCGUCACUCACCAGUCCGUUAGACGAUAAGACUAACACCAAGUCCCGCGUGAGAUUUACUGAGGCUGGUGUACCUAAGAGGCCAGGCAGUCGAAAGUCUUACAAUAGCUUUCGCAUCCCGACUCCCUACCCUUCCUCCAACUGUAUGGAGCAGGAAGAGGAAGAAGAGCAGGAAUCACAACUUAAGUUCAAGGAGAUUUACCUGACUAAGGGCAGUGGAAGCUACCUGCCCAAGGGGGCCAUGAGGUAUGUUCUUAAAGGGAAAUUUAACAACUUCAUAUUCAUCUCCAGCAUCACCAUAUGUGAAAAUUACACAUUUCCAUGCUUUGUAGUAAAAAAUAUAGAGGGACGUAACUGUUUCCAAUAGUGCUGAGAAAUUAGUGCUUUUUGAGGUUGGUUUGGUUUCGAUUCAAAUAUUUAAAAAAUAAUCACGGUUUUGGAUUUCAAUACUUUUUUUAGACAUUGAAUGCACUAUGGAUUAUGUGUGUUGAAUGCUGUAACAACACAUAAUAAAACAAUGAAUAAAAGUCCCAUGAUGGUAGUGACUGUCCAUUACUGUUUAUGACUUAUCAACCAUCAUUUACUU
Oncorhynchus tshawytscha (Chinook salmon) is the source of this 1543-nucleotide messenger RNA. RefSeq lists its product as uncharacterized. The coding region runs from base 521 to 1324 and encodes 267 amino acids. The transcript has 6 exons. The record is from RefSeq and is a predicted model, not a curated record. NCBI's taxonomy places the organism in Eukaryota, Metazoa, Chordata, Actinopteri, Salmoniformes, Salmonidae.